AUGGUCCAAUCCCUAACCCUAAUUUCCCCAACUUCCUUCCCCUUUUCCGUUCAUAACUCCUCUUCCUCCGCCGCGUUUGGAGAUCACGUCCGUGUUUCGUACACCGUGAAGAGUACUAAGAGAUUGUCGAUAUGUGCUGCCGUCGUUGCCGAGGCUCCGCCGGCGUUGGAGAGGACAAGACCGGCGAGUCUCUAUGAGGUGUUAAGGGUUAAAAGAGACGCUUCAGCGAAAGAGAUUAAGGUUGCUUACCGGAAUUUGGCUAAACUGUACCAUCCCGAUGCUGCUUCUCUGCCGGAGGAAUCCUCCAACGACCGGAAUUUCAUUGAAAUUCACGAUGCUUAUGCCACGCUCUCUGAUCCUUCUGCCAGGGCGCUGUACGACCUCAAGUUAAGCGUAGUCUCUCGCCGGCGAGAUUUUGGGCACUCUUCCGAUGGAUUUCGCAUCAAUAGGUCGGAGUUUUAUCCGACCCGGAGAUGGGAAACGGAUCAAUGCUGGUGA
Molecule: messenger RNA, 498 nt
Organism: Nicotiana tabacum (common tobacco)
Lineage: Eukaryota; Viridiplantae; Streptophyta; Magnoliopsida; Solanales; Solanaceae
Product: chaperone protein dnaJ 11, chloroplastic-like
Source: RefSeq, a predicted model, not a curated record